CCGCUCUUUGCCGCAGUCGCGCUCAGUGCACGAAAGACGAAAGUCGGGCGCGUCGCGCAUGCGUUGAAUUUCAAGCGCUGUUCUUUCGCUGACAUUUUAUUUCAUUAUUCCGAUUUUAAAUUAACCGCGAAAGUGUUGACACGGAUUGAUGCUUUAAGCAAGUUCUAAUUUUAAAUAAAUACCGCUGAAUGGAUGAGCGUUGGUUAAACUUCGGGCGAUAACGUGGCCAUAAGAUCCCGUUGGUUAGCUUAGUCUACCGUUGACUGCGCUGACGUACGAAGCGUAAAAGUAAUGACUGGCUGACAUUUUGUGAAAGUGACAAGUUUUUGUGGACAACAUGACUACUGUGGAUGAGACGUCCAUGGGAGGCAACAAUAAUGUGGUCCCACUAUUACCGCGGACCACUGUGCAACUCGAAUUUAAAAACAUUACGUGUACUAUUAAUUCGUUCCUCGUCAACAAAAUGCGAUUUGAACAGAGAAAAAUCCUGAAAGGAGUAGAAGGAUGCUUCAAGCCUGGAGAACUCACGGCCAUCAUGGGCCCAUCGGGAGCGGGAAAGACCACACUCCUCAAUAUCCUUGCUGGAUACUCAACUCGAGGAGCCAAAGGAGAAAUCGCAGUGAACGGCGUAUGCGCGGACGCAUCUCGGUCGGCGGGUCGCGGCGGCGCGCGAUACAUUCGCCAACAGGAUGACCUCCGGGUGCAUCUCACAGUGUAUGAAGCCAUGUCUCUUGCCAGUGCCCUCAAACUGGCCGACUUCACCUCACAUGAGAGGAAAGAGAAAGCCUACGAAAUCUUAGCCUUAUUGGGGUUGAGUGGAGCGGCACAGACCCUCUGUCGGGACCUCUCGGGAGGACAAAAGAGGAGGCUUGCUGUGGCCCUCGAGUUACUCUCAGAUCCCUCACUCUUAUUUCUGGAUGAACCUACCACCGGCUUGGACUCAGCAGCAUCAGCUUCGCUCAUCGCCUUGCUGAACAGCUUAGCCCGGGGAGGGAGAACCCUCAUAGCCACCAUCCACCAGCCCUCCGCCUUACUCUUCGAGAAGAUAGACUCCAUCUACUGCCUGGCUGCAGGGAGAACAUUGUACAAAGGAGCUAGGAUACACCUUCUCCCCGCGUUAGCCAGUGCUGGACUGAGAUGUCCACCCUACCACAAUCCUGCUGACUUUCUAAUGGAAGUGGCGUCGGGAGAGUACGACGUGGACCUGGUGAAAGCAGCUAAGACCAUGCUGCGGUUCAAACCGGAGCCCCCAGCCACCGGCAGCUAUGAUGACAACGUGCCGACUAUUCCGGCACUGCCCAGCCCUAUGGACUUUCCGACAGAGUUGAAAAUGAAGCCGACGUUAAGCGACUCGAAACACCAAAGAACCUCCUCAAAACACAUGUACAACCAGUCAGGGCUCCUGCGACAAACAUGGAUCUUGCUGUACAGGAACUAUUUAAUGACCACUAGGAAUUAUUCUCUCUUCAUGUACCGAGUGGCAUGCCACGUGGUCAUCGCGCUCAUCUUCGGCUACCUCUACAGCGGGGUGGGCAGCGAAGCCGGGAGCGUUCUCGGCAACUAUGUCUACCUCUAUGGCUCUAUGCUGCUUGUUGUCUACACUGGAAAGAUGUCCGUUACACUCUCGUUUCCUUUAGAAAUGGAUAUUUUGAAAGGCGAAUACUUCAACCGAUGGUAUAACCUAGGGCCGUACAUAUUCUCCAUAUUAGCAGUGGAACUACCAUUCCAAAUGUUAUCCUGCGUGUCUUACGUGGUGCUGUCGUACUGGUUGACGGACAACCCACUGGAGCCGACGCGUGCGACGCUGUUCCUCGCCACGGUCGUCGCCACCUCGCUCUGUGCGCAGGCGUGGGGCUACUUCGUCGGGUCCACCACUCCCACCAAGAUCGCAGUGUUCCUAGGCCCGGUUGUAGCGUGCCUGUUCUCUGUAUUCGGGUUCUGCCUAGCCCUGAGAGAUACUCCGUACGGCUUCCGAUGGCUACACCACAUCUCCUACUUCCGAGCUGGCUUCCACGUAGCCGUGCACUCUGUCUAUGGCUUCAAUCGGACCAAGAUUCAUUGCUCUAAAGAAUACUGCCACUACAGUACACCAAGCAAAUUCCUUGUCGAGAUGGACAUGGCAGAGAUCGACGUUGGAGGCAAUAUGGCGCUCGUCCUGUCUACCACGGUCCUGAUGCACCUCCUCACAUGCGCCGCUCUGUGGUACCGACUUAAUAAGAGAUAGUUAGCUGAGACCACAAGAUACUUUUUCUUAGUCUACAUAGGCCAACAGUCUGUACUAAGUUGUCGCUAGAAAAUUGUGUUCCAAAUUCAAAUUAAGUACUUACUUACAAUGCUAUUCCGUUUAUAUAAAUCACGUAUGUCAGCAGAAAACAAGUUCCAAAUAUACGCUUCGCUGCCAAGAAAUUACUAAGGGUCUCUUCAUCAACGGAAUACGUUAUAAUAUGACUUUACUUUGUAAAUAAAAGAUUUUCCUAUAUUUUAUUUCAAGUAUCUUUUGGAGAAUAUCUUUAUAACUUUGUGAUUUAUUUAUAGUACUUAAUGAUAUUUUAUACGAUUAGGUAUUUAAUUUUGUUUGUACCACUGAAGUACCUAAACAUUUUUCUAGCGGCACAACUAUCUCUUUCUCUAGAAAGAGAAAGAGAGAGAGAUAGGUUUGGUGCUUUUUACUUAGUUUGAAUUAUAAAAUAUUAUUUAACAAUGUUGAAUGGGACUGUAGAUAUUAGUGCGACUGAUCUGUGCACAGUGGUUUAUUUAAACUUGUUUAAAAAUUUUCAAUUCUGGUUCCCUAGAGAAUAAGCUCGACAAUACAAUACACGUCAGGUUCUUCAUCAGAUUCCCGAACCUGGGAACAUGAUUCAGCUAUAAAUAGACAUUCGCUUAUUAAUAAAAUCUAUGGUACGAACGCGUUUCGAUAGUCGAUUGAGCAUCUAUCGAUAAUACUUGACUUGUGUUAGUGAAGUAAAUGAGUUCGAAUUCUCCUGGUAUAGACACAUGUUAUUAUUAUUAUUGAGGCUUACUUUGUGAUAUAAAAUAUCAAAUAUAUGAAGCAAAGAUUAAAGAUAUAAUAUAUAAUAAAAGAUAUAUAAGCAAAGAUUGGCGCUAUAAUAAUGUAUAAUAAUUAUUAUUGACCAUCGUCCAGUAAUAUUACUAAAUCGACCACUAUUUAUAGCGCUCAAGUAUAUCACAUACCAUAUUAUGUUGCAAAAGUCCAUAUGUUAAAAAUAAGAAUGUUGUCAUAUUCGAUAAGGUAAAGUAUUAGCCAGACAACUUCUGAAAACAGAAGCAAAAGCAAUAGCGUGUGUUCAACCGAGUUAGUUUUAAGUUAUUUAUUUCAAUAAAAUCAUGAUUUUAUUAAAUGGGCAAGAAAGUGUAAAUGGAAUGGAUACACCUUUAGUAAUGAGAAUGCAUACAGGGCCUAAUAAUAAUACCAUUAGAACAAAAGAUUUGGUGAAAUUUACUAAUUACAUACAAACGUACAAAAUACUUUACAUAACAUAACAUAAACAGCCUAUAUACGUCCCACUGCUUGGCACAGACCUUACCUCAAUCAACCGGAGCAUACUCCACCACGCUGUUCCACUUUACCAAAAAUCAAUUUACUUACAGUUCUAAGAGAUGCUUAUCUAGAUACAUGACAAUUGGCGAAUUUAUCGCUUAAAGAUAUGUGUCAGACAACAAUAAGGCGAGGAAGUACAUUUUAACAGACGACGGAAAAAUCAGUUCAUAUAAAUAGUUAAGUAAGUAGCUUAUUUUUCGACUAAGUUUAAGGAAUCAUCUCGUAUCAUUUAACUUAAAGUAGUAUUAUUAAUAAAGGUGUAGGAAAAAAAUUAUCGUGGACUUAGCACACAUUUUAUGCUAGUUAAUAUGCCUCUAUAUUACUAUUUUAAUAGACAUAGCUAUAUACACUUAUUACUAUUGGACCAAAGGAAACUAUUUAUAUAUUCUAUAACUUACUCUUUACUUUAUAUAUUAAAUGCAAAGUGCGUUCUAUUUUAGUAAUUCCAGUGAACGAAGUUUAUAAAGGUAAAAUAUAUACUAAUACUGGUAAUAUAUUACUUAUAAUUAUAAAAAUAACAUGACAGAAUAUAUUUUAUAAAAUAUUAUAUUUAAGUAAGGCUAUUUAGAUGAAUGUUUCAUAUUAUAUUUAAGUGUGUAUAAUUAUUAUUAUUGAUUGACUUGCCAAGAAUAGCUAAUGACGACAGAAAUGUAGUAAUAUAUUUAUUUCUAAAACACAAGAACAAGUGCAACUAUAAAAUGUAAACUAUGAAAUGGCUGGUCCGUUUUGAAGCUGGCUGGUUUAGUUACCAGCUUGAAGGCAGAAAAUACUGAAGGUGAAUUAAUAUAGUUAUCAACAUUUUUCUUCGAACUACUUUUAUCGUGUGGGUUGUGAGGUGGAGUGCCAACCUCAUCAGCCUUGGUGUCAGGGUUACUAUUGAGCCGCCAAAAGCCGCUAACAUGACUCUUUGAACUAUUAUUUUUGUAGACCAUUGAAUCCCAUUCUUAAGGUAUUUAUAUAUACAAUUCGAUUAUUUGUUAUCUUUCAAAAUUGGGUUUAAUUCGUUUUCUAAGCGCGUGGCUAUUUGCUGAUAAAACAUUUUUUAUAGCCGGAACAUGCAAGCUAUCAACGCUAUCAUUGUGAUAUCAAUAUUAAUUCCUAGUAUAUAAGACGACUAGUAAAUAAAAUUAGAUAUAAAAGAUUUUGAUGACGUAUUAAAACAAUUUCUUACGA
Pectinophora gossypiella (pink bollworm) is the source of this 4732-nucleotide messenger RNA. RefSeq names its product ATP-binding cassette sub-family G member 1. Lineage: Eukaryota; Metazoa; Arthropoda; Insecta; Lepidoptera; Gelechiidae. The transcript has 13 exons. Gene Ontology annotation, cellular component: plasma membrane. The record is from RefSeq and is a predicted model, not a curated record. Gene Ontology annotation, molecular function: ABC-type transporter activity; ATP hydrolysis activity; ATP binding. Bases 338 to 2224 code for a protein of 628 amino acids.